CAGAGGGCGGCCUCCAGUCCGGCCACGCGUCGUCCAGCGCUGCCGCUCCCGAACAGCCCCGCAGCCCGGCUCGCCGCUGCCCGCCCGGCCCAGGAAUGCCCGCAAGGCGGGGCGCUCGCCUUCUGGUGGCUGGGUGGCCGGCCAACCGGCCGGCGGGGAGAGCUACCCGAGGCCGGGCCGGAUCCCGAGAGAGCGACGCCUCUGUCGCUGUGAAGGAUCCGCCGGGCUGGGGUCGCGGCUUCCUCGGGGCGGCCGUGCAGGCGCGGAGCCGGGAUUGAUUGAUGCAAGAGCCGCGCGUCCCCCCCCCCCGCCGAGGACCAGAGGUGCCCCCCCUCGGUGCCUGGGAUGGGGGGGGGGGUCAACAGGGCUCAGGAACGUCUCCGUAAAGCGUCCGCUAAACUUUCUGCAAAAGGCGGGGGGGGGCAACUCUGCCCUGCCUCCCCGAGACUUUCGGACUUGGCUGCCGGACCGCUCCGGCCUGCGAGAUGUUCUCUCGGUUGCUUGAACGGGAGCCAGGAAGGGGGGCAGGGAGAUGCGACCUCGUGGGAGACCCCGAGGCUUCUUCCCUGGUGCUUCUGUGUGAUGUUUGCGGCCUUUUAUCGGGGCUUUCAGCUCCACCCCACAUCUGAACCGGCACGACAGGUUGGGCGUUAGUUCUGUUUCUGCCAUUAGCGGCGGUCCGUUGCAGCCCGAAGGCUCCUUUUCCGGCAUGCCCAGCGGCCUCUUCCUGGGGGACGGGAGGGGGGGUCUGUUGCAGCCCCAGCGGUCGCCAACGGGCCGGAGCUGCUUCCUCACCCCUGUGCUUGGCCACUCUUCACAUUGCGCUCCAUGCCGAGUGGGACUCAAGCUGGCUUCUCCUGCAACAGGGUUGGGGUCUUCUGAUGGGUCGCUGGGGACAGGAAGACGGGAGGGGUCCAGGACUUGGGAAUGAGAGGGGCAGGAAGAAGGGGGUGGCAGGGAAAGGAAGACCCUCCCCCAGAUGUGAGGACCCUCUUUCAGCAAACCAAAGGAAGCCAUCUUCAAUGCUGAGGAUGGUUACGUGAAAAUGUUCCUCCGGGGCCGCCCCAUCCCCAUGUUCGUCCCCGAUGCUGUGGUGGCCACUUACAGCCUGGACGCCAAGCUGGAGCUGCCACACAAGAAGCUGAAGCUGGACUGGGUAUACGGGUAUCGGGGCCGUGACUGCCGGGCCAACCUUUUCCUGCUGCCCACGGGAGAGAUUGUCUAUUUUGUGGCUGCCGUGGCCGUCCUUUACAACGUGGAGGAGCAGCGCCAGCGCCACUAUCUGGGCCAUACUGAUGAUAUCAAGUGUUUGACUGUGCAUCCAGACAUGGUGACAGUAGCAACCGGACAGGUGGCCGGGACGUCAAAGGACGGCAAGGCACUGCCGCCCCAAGUGCGCAUCUGGGACUCGGUGAGCCUCAACACCCUCCACGUCCUGGGGCCUGGACCUUUUGACCGAGCGGUGACCUGUGUGGGAUUCUCCAAGUCUAACGGGGGUGGCCUCCUGUGUGCCGUGGAUGACUCCAACGACCAUGUGCUCUCCGUCUGGGACUGGCAGAAGGAGCAGAAAUUGGCUGAUGUGAAGUGUUCCAACGAGUCCGUUCUGGCCGCCACCUUCCACCCCACAGAACCCACCCUCCUCAUCACCUGUGGAAAAUCCCACAUCCACUUCUGGACCUUGGAAGGCGGCAGCCUCAGCAAACGACAGGGCAUCUUUGAGAAACACGAGAAGCCCAAGUAUCUGCUGUGCGUGGCCUUUACGGAGAAUGGGGACACGGUGACUGGCGACUCGGGGGGCAACCUCUACAUCUGGGGCAAAGGGGGUAACCGGAUCUGCCAUGCAGUGCCAGGUGCCCACGAGGGGGGCAUCUUCGGCCUCUGUGUGCUGCGGAAUGGGACCAUCCUCACAGGGGGUGGCCGAGAUCGCCGGGUGGUGCUUUGGGGACGGGACUACCAGAAGCUGCAGGAGAACGAGGUCCCGGAUGGCUUCGGGCCGGUACGCACCAUUGCCGAAGGGAAGGGCGACUCGCUUUUUGUGGGCACCACACGCAACUCUGUGCUACACGGGUCCUUGUCGACUGGCUUCUCUCUGCUGGUGCAGGGACACACCGAAGAGCUUUGGGGCCUGGCCACCCACCCCACCCUGGAACAGUUCCUCACCUGCGGGCAGGACAAGCAGGUCCACCUGUGGAGUGUGGCCUCUCACCAGCCGCUAUGGAGCAAGGGAAUUGAGGAUGCGGCUCGCUCGGCUGCCUUCCACCCCAGUGGUUCGGUACUGGUGGUGGGCACUGUCACGGGCAGGUGGCUAGUGCUGGACACGGAGACCCGGGAUCUGGUGGCCAUUCACAUGGACGGAGGAGAGCCCAUCUCCGUGGUCAGCUUUUCCCCAGAUGGGAAGUACCUGGCUUUGGGGUCCCAUGAUAACUUUGUCUACAUCUACCUGGUUUCUGAGGGUGGCAGGAAAUACGGCCGAGUUGGCAAAUGCUCGGGACACUCCAGCUUCAUCACCCAUCUUGACUGGGCCUUCGACAGCAGCUGCUUGGUCACCAAUUCGGGGGAUUAUGAGAUUCUGUAUUGGGACCCCUCCACCUGCCGGCAAAUCACCAGCGCCGAGGCUGUGCGCAACCAGGAGUGGGCUACCGCCACCUGCGUGCUGGGCUUCGGGGUGUUUGGGAUCUGGCCAGAGGGGGCGGAUGGCACCGAUAUCAACGCUGUGUGCCGCUCCCACGAGGGGAAGCUCCUGGCAUCGGCCGAUGACUUUGGCAAAGUGCACUUGUUCUCCUACCCCUGUUGCCAGCCGCGGGCGCCCAGCCACACUUACAGCGGCCACAGCAGCCACGUCACCAACAUCGCCUUCCUCCACGACGACAGCCUGCUGCUCUCCACCGGAGGGGUGGACACCAGUGUCCUCCAGUGGCGCCUCGUGUAGGGAGGGAGGGAGGGGGGAGGCGGCCAGCGGG
Messenger RNA from Ahaetulla prasina, 2960 nucleotides. RefSeq names its product EMAP like 2 (gene EML2). The transcript is spliced from 19 exons. The coding region runs from base 1046 to 2929 and encodes 627 amino acids. Gene Ontology annotation, molecular function: microtubule binding. Gene Ontology annotation, cellular component: mitotic spindle. NCBI's taxonomy places the organism in Eukaryota, Metazoa, Chordata, Lepidosauria, Squamata, Colubridae. The record is from RefSeq and is a predicted model, not a curated record. Gene Ontology annotation, biological process: microtubule cytoskeleton organization.